Molecule: messenger RNA, 966 nt
Organism: Laetiporus sulphureus 93-53
Lineage: Eukaryota; Fungi; Basidiomycota; Agaricomycetes; Polyporales; Laetiporaceae
Exons: 2
Coding region: 1-966 (321 amino acids)
Source: RefSeq, a predicted model, not a curated record
AUGGAGACACCUGGAGAAGCGUGCAAGUGGCUGAUAUACUUAUUGUUAUGCAUCGCGGCCGACGCCUUGGACACGAUCUUGUCCGUUGUUGCUUCAAACAGCAGGCCCAAACCGCAUGUACUCCCUUCAGAUGUAGACGAACUGAGUGACAACCAGAUUCUCGAGCUCACGCAAAAGGCAUCGAAACUUCAUUCAAGUUCUGCCAUCUUCCGGAUAACGCCACACACAGUGGCGAAAGCAUCGCAGGACCUCGAUGAAGAUGCUGCUGAUGCGUCGGAAGCAAAUGCCCUCACACUCGUGUUCGCAAAGACGAAGAUCCCCGUUCCGCGAGUUCGUCGCGUCGUAAAGCGGAAGUGGGAUCACCUCAUUGUCAUGGAUUAUGUCAGGGGUUCAACUCUGGCUGAAAUCUGGUCAAAUUUAUCCAUACGGAAGAAGAUCUGUGUCGCUUUCAUCUUGCGCCGCUAUGUCCGUCAGCUACAUUGUCUGAAGGCAUCUCCUACCACGCCUCCAGGACCGCUCAGUGUGCAAGGACCACGGAUUUGUGAAUCGCCCAUUUUUGGUCAGGUCCGAUCGCACCGUGGACCAUUCGCAUCGUACGCGGAGCUAUCGGCCUUCUUCAAAAAACGGUGCAAAAUGACAUUGGACUCGAACCAAGUUCCUGAAGACGAUCCGUCGAGGAAAGAGUCAUUCGAUGAUUCCUCACCACUCGUUCUUACACACCAAGAUAUCAAUCCUCGGAACAUCAUCGCAGGCGAAGAUGGUCGACUUUGGAUGAUCGACUGGGCAUGGGCAGGAUACUAUCCACCUUGGUUCGAGUAUGUAGCAAUGCAGAGACAGAAGAAGAACGAGGAAUAUAUUGGAUUCAAGGAUCAUUUCUGGGAGAAUUUGAUUCCUUUUGUCUGUGGACCAUACUUCAGACAGGAAAAGUGGCUGUUGAGGAUGUCGCGAGGGCUGUACUUUAAAUAA